AUGAGCAAUCAGUGGGUUAUCACUUUAACUGUAGGCUUCUUAGCUUUAUCUAAAGCUACUAUUAUUUCUCAGAAAUAUAAAGCGAAACUCGAACUUAAUGAUAAGAAGUCAAACUAUGAACUUUUAGGGGAGCAUAAUGCUUAUUCGUUAACUGAGUGCGCCGCGAUAUGUCAAAGGGAGUGCGUUUUCUUUGGAUUCAACAGUCAAAUGAAGAAAUGUCGAACCCACAAGAAAGGUCUUACAUCUGGACUGUCUGAUGAGGCCGGUUGGAGAUACUACUCGGAUGAUGACUUUCCUAGCAUGCCCCAAGAUUGCAAGGAUCUUCUAGAAAACGGACAAAACAUCACAGGGGUAUAUGAUAUAUACCCCUACGGUACACUAACAAUACCGGUCAGUGUGUAUUGCGAUAUGACCACAAUGGGUGGGGGAUGGACGGCAAUUCAGAAACGCAUAGACGGAUCCGUGAUCUUUGACAGGAACUGGAUGGAUUAUAAGAAUGGUUUUGGUUCACCAGAACAGAAUGUCUGGAUUGGAAAUGACGUAAUCCAUAAAUUAACAAAAGAAAACACCUCAUCCCUGUAUGUGUCCAUCACUCUCCAGAAUGGUUCAACUCCGUAUGAAAUGUACGACCGAUUUUCUGUCUCCGACGAAGCAGGAAAAUAUCAACUCUUUCUUGCAGGACCUGCCACGGGAACUUUAGGGGACAGUGACUCUAUGUUAGACACUAUUUACCCCAAUAACUUCGAUCUUUCUGGGAUGUCCUUCACCACCCAUGACAGGGAUAACGACAGAUAUAAUAAUGGUAUCUGUGCUGCUCGCAGUGACCGUAGAGGAGGCUGGUGGUUUAACAAAUGUAGCCACGCCUUCCUUAACGGUCAAUGGUCCCCGGGGGAGUGGCGCUGGCCAUGGUAUCCCACAGUACAGAGUGGGACAUCAGUGAAGGCGACCACCAUGAUGAUCAGACGGAACUAG
Saccostrea cuccullata (small rock oyster) is the source of this 972-nucleotide messenger RNA. Its product is annotated as fibroleukin-like. The transcript has 6 exons. NCBI's taxonomy places the organism in Eukaryota, Metazoa, Mollusca, Bivalvia, Ostreida, Ostreidae. The record is from RefSeq and is a predicted model, not a curated record. Bases 1 to 972 code for a protein of 323 amino acids.